AUGCCACCGAGUAUGGUGGCCUCUCAGGUGCGCCAGGAGGUGCAUAACUUCUGCCAAGGCGUCGUAGAGAGCUUCGGUGUUGUUUUGGUGUGGUCAUCCGCGCUGGAUAAGCGACGCGCACGCGACGUCGCUGAGGUGACGGAGGAGCAGAGAAGACUGUCACCUCCGCCACCCCCGUUCGCAUCGUUCGCGGAUAUAGCUGAGAAGGAAGCUGCAGAAGGUGCACUUCCGACAGCGCUAGCACCAGGGCUCCCUGUGCCGCUGCUUCGGACCGCGCUUCUCUCUGGGAGUGGCCCUGAUGCACCUCGUCUGGCCCGCACCUUCUUGAUGCCGUCGUGGAGUUUACUGGAGCGGGACCCGAAGCUGUGGAUGCUCCUGCGCAAGAACCUCCUGGCGAAUCUUGCCCUUGCUUUUCUGACGCUCAUGUACAUGGGUCUAUCACACUGCCUCGCUUCGAAAACGUCCUUGUCGACUCGUAGUUCGGCCGUCGGCGGUGCAGGUGCCACCGUUGCGAGUCUCUCAGCGGACACCCACAGCAACAACGACACCUAUGCAACGAGGUCCCUUACCACAACCCUGAUAUUCCUCUUGUUUCUGUGGUGGGUGCGGCUGAGUCUGUGGAUUCUCAAGUACGUCGGCCAGUGGCCCUUCUACACGCUUCUGCAGAUCAUCGGACUCGUGUGGUUUAACCAGCUCUACCGCGAAACCUGGCUGGUGCGCAAAGGGUGGGUGCUCCGUGGCACCGAGCUACGCGAAGCGCCGGCUGCGGGGUCUGCGAAGACUAAAGCCAUGGCGGGUGGUGGUGGCAGUGGCGCUAGUGCUACUUUUCCUCACCCCCCGUCUACUUCGUCUCCGCCGUCAGCCGCAGCCAGUGCGGCGUUGCCAUGGCUUUCACUUAUUCCCCUAUAUCCUAGCGCUGACAGCGGUGGUAGCGGUGAAGAUGGUAUUCAGUACGAGGCACGGGGACCCUCGUCUUCGUUGCUGCUCAUGUGCGUGACGCUUCUGCGUUCUGUGCUGCCGUACGUACGGCACACGACAAACUUAGUGUGGCGCAUGGUCACGCACAAGGGCCCGACAGCAGUGCUACAGGACUGGGUACUCGGUGAUGCUUCCAAAGCUGCUGCUGCUGCUGCUGCCGCCUCGACUUUGACCAGUGCCCGCCACCCGCAUGCACCUGCCACGGCUGCGACAUCGUUGCAUCAGUCGCAGACAAUCUCCACAAGCCCCGACCCGUUUGCGACUGUCGUCCUUCAACUCGAAGUCAUCAGCGAGGUGCUGUUUAAGGCGCUGGCGACUAUGUCCUUUGCGCUCUUUUCCUCCGCCAUUGAGCGACUGCCGCUGAUCGGUACACCACUCUGUGCGGUGCUGAAUGCACAGCUCUACGUCUUCUACGUCUUUGACUACCGGUACGCCGCGCAGCAGCAACCGGACGCGGUGCACCACCGCGGGUCAGCACUCACGUACCAGCUGCGCCACUUUGAGCAGUGCUCAAUGUACUACGCGGGCUACGGUAUGAGCUCUGCCGUGCUGUCUCUGUGGCUGACCCGCCAGCUUGGCACAGUCGUGUCUGUGUGCGCUGUGUCGGUGCUGUACUCGUGGCAGGUGGUGUGGAGCGGCUUUGCAGUGCCCUUGCCCUCGUCGAGACCGGUGCCGCUUUUCUCCGUGUGGUUCUACGCUGUGGACAUGGCGCAGCGACACUACGCUGUGCUCUGGCGCAUGGUGGUGAUUGCAGUCCUCCUCUACCUACCCUUCGACUGUGCAUGUUGUUUACUUGGUACUGGCGUGUGA
Molecule: messenger RNA, 1788 nt
Organism: Leishmania braziliensis MHOM/BR/75/M2904
Lineage: Eukaryota; Euglenozoa; Kinetoplastea; Trypanosomatida; Trypanosomatidae
Exons: 1
Coding region: 1-1788 (595 amino acids)
Biological process (GO): macroautophagy
Cellular component (GO): endoplasmic reticulum
Source: RefSeq, a predicted model, not a curated record